Molecule: messenger RNA, 561 nt
Organism: Brugia pahangi
Lineage: Eukaryota; Metazoa; Nematoda; Chromadorea; Rhabditida; Onchocercidae
Source: the annotation of a GenBank genome assembly
AUGAAAAAGGAUGCUAGUAACACUGAAAUAAAGAAACAAGUUGCUGUUGUUGUACCUCUUAUAACCGGAAAAACAAAAAACGGAAACGGGCAGGAAAGUAACGAAAGGAUCAUUACAAAAAAGGCUGAAUCAUUAACUAAACCAAAAACAGAUUCGAUGAAAGCUAAUGAAAAAAUUCAGGAAGUCAUAACACAAGAAGAAUCAUUGCCGGAAAUAAAAGAAGGUAUAAUGGAAAUUGCUGAUGACGACGAUCCAAGAUAUAAGACAUUGUACAUUUUUAUGGACAAAAAAUUUGACAUCUUUGGCCCUGACAAACGAAAAUCAGGACAGCCUGAAAUUGGUACGAUGAAAAACAUAUCUGAUGAGGAGUUCGCUGCUAAAAUUGAAGAAAUCAAAGCACGAUAUGAAACGAUAGCAAAGAAGGAUCAGCGGAUUGAAAUCAAUUGGGAUACUUUAUUUCAAGCAAAAAAUAUCGAAAAAAAUGAUAAUGUAUUAAUAUUUACACUACCAACGGAAGUUGUGUCAAAAAUGAAAAAAAAAAAGAAAAGAAGAAAGAAAUAA